AUGGCUGACAAGAAAUCCGGCACCAUCGGUUACGCGUUAGCGCCCAAGAAACAGAACAGCUUCAUCCGCGACUCACUCCUAACGCUCGCCAAAUCCCGCGGAAUCGAACUCGUCCGAGUCGUCUCUGACCGUCCUCUAGUAGAUCAAGGUCCCUUCGAUUGCAUCCUCCACAAACUCUACGGCGACGACUGGAAACGCCAGCUUCAAGAUUUUCAAUCAAGAAACCCUAAUGCGGUGAUUCUUGACGCUCCCGAAGCGAUUGAGAGGCUCCACAACAGAAUCUCAAUGCUUCAGGUUGUUUCCGAGCUUAGGGUUGACGACCGAACCGAGACGUUCGGGAUCCCAAAGCAGAUUGUGAUUUACGAUAAAGAAACUCUCUCUGACGGACAGGCGUGGGAGAGUUUGAAGUUUCCGGUGAUAGCGAAACCGCUUGUGGCUGACGGUAGUGCGAAAUCGCAUAAAAUGGCUUUGGUUUUUAGCCACGGCGCGCUGAAUAAGCUGAAGCCUCCGAUUGUUUUGCAGGAGUUUGUUAAUCACGGUGGGGUGAUUUUCAAAGUGUAUGUUGUUGGUGAGAGGGUUCGUUGUGUGAAGAGGAAGUCUCUGCCUGAUGUUUCAGAGGAGAAGGUUUUGGGGGUCUCGGAAGAUUUGUUGUCCUUUUCGCAGAUUUCGAAUCUGGCGAACCGGGAUAGUGUGAAUGAUGAUGAGAAGUUUUAUCAGAUGAUGAGUUUGGAUGAUACUACUGAGAUGCCACCACAGGCUUUUAUUGUUGAUAUUGCUAGUGGGUUGAGGAAGGCUAUGAAGCUGAAUCUGUUCAACUUCGAUGUGAUUCGUGAUUCUAGAUAUGGAAAUAGGUAUCUUAUUAUUGAUAUCAAUUACUUUCCUGGUUAUGCUAAAAUGCCGGGUUAUGAGAAAGUUUUAACUGAUUUUUUCUGCGAUUUGAUACACAAGAAGGAUGUUGAUGAUACAAAUGUGAAAGAGAAUGAGGUUGUUGCUGAUGGUGACAAGGGCAAUGCUGUGGUUUUAACUGAUGAAAUAGAUAAGUCUAAGUCUGUUACAGUACAAAAAUGA
Messenger RNA from Vicia faba (fava bean), 1068 nucleotides. The record is from the annotation of a GenBank genome assembly. Lineage: Eukaryota; Viridiplantae; Streptophyta; Magnoliopsida; Fabales; Fabaceae.